AAAUACGAACACCGGUGCCAAGUCUAGAACUAGAACUCUGAUGGGUUGAAGAUAUGGCUGUCCUCCUAAUAAUGUAAAUGGUUUAUUUCCUUACGAACUCAAUCUUGUUUCCUGGCGCAGUAUCACCAAUGCACCAUGAAAUUAAUAGCAGAAAAUAGCGUCACGCAAACUACGUAUACGACAGACACGUCUGCCUCCAGCUGUCCACGUCAUUCUAGCUCCAACCACGUUGCUUGACUUGUUUGCCAUCCUCUUCGGUUAUCAACCCAAUCCUGUUCUUUUUUUUUUUUGAGGGGAAACCCAAUCGUGUUCAUGCCUGCUGCCGGACAAGCACUCUCUAUCUCUACCACCGUGAACCACCACACAACAGCCACUGCUCGCCUGUAAAGUGCAGACGUGCAGUGUGGGUGCAGCAACGGGCCGGGUGGCCGGAACAACAAACCCGUGUGCCCGGCGCGCGCCAACGGCUAGGCGAGGGCCGGCCACCCCGUUCCGUUCCACGCGAUCUGCGCUACCAGCUCGAAUACAAAAUAUCGAAAUUGUUCGGUUUAAAAUGGCACGUCCCCUGCUUGUUCUGCUUCACUUGUCCUGCGCCAGCACCGCGCUCCAGGUCACAAGCUCGACCUCGCAGAGCGCGCCCGCCGCCGGAAUGGCUUCCAGCGCCGCCGCCGACGUGGUUGAGACCGAGCUGCUCCCGUUCAUCCGCGUGUACAAGAGCGGCCGCGUCGAGCGCCUGCUCGGCACCGACACCGUGCCGGCGUCCUUCGACGCGUCCACGGGCGUGGCGUCCAAGGACGUCGUCAUCGACCCGGCCACCGGCGUCUCCGUCCGCCUCUACCUUCCGCCAGCGGCUGCGGCAUCCGGGGGCGAAGGCAAGAAGCUGCCCGUCCUCGUGUACUUCCACGGCGGCGGGUUCAUGGUCGAGACGGCGGCCUCCCCGACGUACCACCGCUACCUGAACGCGCUCGCCGCCCACGCGGGCGUCCUCGCGGUGUCCGUGGAGUACCGCCGCGUGCCGGAGCACCCGCUCCCCGCGGCCUACGACGACUCCUGGGCGGCCCUCGCGUGGGCGGUCGCCGGCACCGCCCCGGGAUGCCCCGAGCCGUGGCUCGCGGCGCACGGGGACGCGUCCCGCGUGUUCCUCGCCGGCGACAGCGCGGGCGCCAACAUCGCGCACAACGUCGCCCUGCGCGCCGCCGCCGAGGGGCUCCCGCGCCCGUGCGCGGCCAUCGUCGGCGUGCUGCUGGUGCACCCCUACUUCUGGGACCCGACCAACGCCAUGACGCCCGCUCUGGAGGUCAGGAUCCGCCGCGAGUGGCGGUUCAUGUGCGCGCGCCCCGACGCCGAGGUCGACGACCCGAGGUUCUGCCCGACGUGCGCCGAGGCGGCGCCGCUGCUCGCGGCGCUGCCGUGCAAGAGGGCGAUGCUGGCCGUGGCGGGCGACGACUUCCUGGCGGUGAAGGGGCGGGCGUACUACGCGGCGCUGCUCGCGAGCGGGUGGCGCGGCGAGGCCGAGCUGGUGGACACGCCGGGGCAGGACCACGUGUUCCAUCUCAUGCGGCCGGGGACGGAGGCGGCCGCCGAGAUGUUGGACCGCGUCGCGGGUUUCAUUUCUCGUGCUUGACCUCACCUGCUCCCCGUCUUGCGUCAGGGCGGCUAAUAAAUGAAGCAGACUCGCUAUCUCCCAAGAGCGUUUUGAAGUCUCCUCUCGGAAUUUUGCUAUACAUCUGUGCUGCACCCAUCGGCGUGCGUUGAAAUUAAUAUAUUUCGUGUCUAACUGUCUAUGUCAGUAACCAUAUUUUCGUUGAAUUUUGAAAAACUUGAUAGGCCCCCCAUGACAGGUCCAA
Triticum dicoccoides is the source of this 1847-nucleotide messenger RNA. RefSeq names its product tuliposide A-converting enzyme 1, chloroplastic-like. The record is from RefSeq and is a predicted model, not a curated record. The transcript has a single exon. The coding region runs from base 554 to 1624 and encodes 356 amino acids. Gene Ontology annotation, molecular function: hydrolase activity. Lineage: Eukaryota; Viridiplantae; Streptophyta; Magnoliopsida; Poales; Poaceae.